CGGAAGCCCGAGGAGAGAGGAGAAAGGCGCUGAGUCAUCAGAGAGCGCCGCACCCCUGAAGCCGGGGAGGCGGGGCGCGUGAGUCAUCAGAGAGCGCCGCCAUGGAGCCGGAAGCGAUGGAGAUUUUAACUGGGGAUUCCAUUACCACAUGCCUUUCUCCGUUAGUGCAUGACUUGAUUUGUAACCUUGGGUUUGAACUCACAGAAAUUUGUGAUAUCAAUAACAUUGUAACUCAAAAUGGCGAAGUACUAUGGAAAGCAAUUACAGACCGUGUGAGCUACUCGGAAUUAGGGCAAAGUCUGGACUAUAGGAGAAGUGUGCAGCAGUUGGGUCCUGUGAGUGAGGCUAUCCAUCUACACAUCUCAUCUCUCACCAGAGUACAGUUUGAAAUUCGAUAUUCACCAUGGUACCAGUGGACAACUUACCCAGAGUUGUUUCUUGAGAUAUUUGAUGCCUUGGAAAGCUCGCAGUCUGCUGCCAUCUCCCUCAGCGUGAUGAAACUAGCUGCCUGUCUGGAACGAGCUUUAGGCGAUGUAUUUUUACUGAUUGGGAAAGAAUGUCCCUUUCUCCUAAGAGAUCUUCUUGCAUCUGCAGAGCUCACACAAGUCUUUGGACAUGCCGUGAUGGACGUCCUGAAAGUCUUCAUCGGGUCUCCCUGUGGACUCAACCUGAGAAACGUCCUGUGGCACGGCUUUGCCUCCCCUCACGACAUCCCUCCGAAAUACUGCUCUACCAUGUUGCUGUUGACGGCAGGACUGGGUCAGUUACUGAAGAGUUACCUUCACCACACCAAAGUCCCACUGGCACAUCGACCUUCUGUGACACUCGCAAACUUAGAGGAUGUGAUUGUUUUUCCCGGUGUGACUUACGAGGUACUCACAGCAUUAGAGACAGUAAUGAUGAAAUCCAACUUCCUAUUAAAAAUUAUGUUGCCAUAUUGGGAACUGGCAGUGAGCAAGUUCAAGUCCCACAGGUUUGCCGACUGCGCCAUGUUGUUGCUGUCACAGCUAGAAGCUGGACUCAGGAGAGUUUUUGCUGCAGUUAACAAAUGUCCUGAGAGACUGCUCACAGCUGAGUCAACAAUUCUGUAUACCACGUUUGAUGAAAUACUGGCACAGCACAUGGGUGACGGUAGCAUCAACCAGCUUCCGGGUCUCCUUGGAGAGCCUGUCAUGGAAUUCUUGUGGGAUCUCCUGAACUCUCAGGAGGGCCCUCGCAUCCGGGAUCGUUUAAGCCACGGGGAGAUGAACCUACGAGAAUUCCCAGAAGCAGCGGCCAGCCAUCUCCUCUCCUUCUCCUUGGUGCUCCUGCUCAGAUUCACCGAGGAGGACACACUGUCGGAACUGAAGGAGGAAGCAGCAGUACAGUUGCUGGUCAGUCUUGCAGAAGGAUACAGGUCCCGCUGCCACCCAGCCUUCCAGCUUCAAAAGCAGGUGCUGAACUGUGAGAGAAGCCUCAGGGUGUGGCCUGUGCCGCCCUUGCCAGAAGAGUGUUGUCAGGAAGUAGGCAGAUUGGAAGGUAAUUCUGACGCCUGUGACUGCAACUCUUUAAUUAGCAAGAUUCUGUGUGAGCUCUGCCGCUACGUGCCCGGGAGUGCCUGUGCUGCAAAUGGCUUGGUCGGGCUUCCCUCGGAGAAGUGGUCCCAGCUGCUCAGUGGACUCUGUAGCACACGCAUUCCUACCCUGUUCUGCCCCAGAAUCGUUCUAGAAGUCCUAGUUGUGCUCCGAGGCAUCAGCUUGCAGUGCCAGCGCGUGUCCGACCAGGUCAUCGCCUCCUUGCAGCUGAGACACAGGCAAUGGGUGGAGCGUAGGUUGCGCUCAAGGCAGCGUCAGAACUAUGUACGCAUGCUCAGCAGUAUUGGGCUUCUGCGUGCCGUGCUUUCCCUGCUGUCAUUGCUCCUCGCACUGGAGUUGGUCAGUGUUCACGCUGUUCAUGGCAAAGGCGCUCAGGAGCAACAGCAGUAUCUGAGGUUCUUAAAGUUGGUCCUACAGUACACUGAGAACCUAGUGGUCUAUACCAGCCGAGAGAAGAACAAAUGGAAUGAAACCAUCACUUUUACACAUGCAGUUUUGUUAAGAAUUUGGACUUUCAGUGAGAAAAAACAAAUGUUAAUACAUUUAGCCAAAAAACCCCACACAAAUAAAGUUGAUACAAGCUGAUAGAGAAAUCAUGAAUCAAGCUAUUUUUGUUUGUGACACUGAGCUAUACAGGAGGCCUUGGUAGCACUUGGUGGCAGCUGCACAUCUUGUCUGUCCCAUUGAAUUUUACUCCCCACGAUCCCCAACUCACAGUCAGCCUCUGGAUGAAAGUAAAAAUACCAAGUUGCUGUUCAAAACUUGGGAGUUAAUUGUUCCCUCAGAUUUAGCAUCUUUAAAGGAACAUCAUCUCCGUGGUGCCCUCUCUCCAGUGAGUCACAUAAAGAACACAUGGUCCACAGACAGGUUAUACACUUCAAGGACAUCUGGUUCUCAUGCAUACAGACCUGUCCUUGUGUCAUCAGGAGCACAGGAUCCUGGAUCCUGUACUGCAUCACUUGAAGGGAGCGGAACCCACAUGCAUGAAGAUAUGUCCUGCGUCACAUCAGAGAAACAUAAUUCCUGCGCAUGCCUUUCUCAGCCCGUCACUCCAAGGACACGCCUGCCUUUCUGUGUGUCGUCACUUGUUGCGUAGCAGCAAGGGGCACAGGAGGUCUGCUCUGUUACCGUAGUGCGGAAGUUGAUAGCCAUCCCAGAAGGGCAAGGCCAGAGUUUGUCCUUUGAAAUUAAAUCUUCACACUUCAGCGCAAGCCAUCAGGCCUUGCUCCGAACCUGCCUUGUUAAUUAAGUGAUUUUUAAAAACAUUUACCAUGA
Messenger RNA from Apodemus sylvaticus (European woodmouse), 2849 nucleotides. It is a transcript of the gene Ermard, whose product is annotated as ER membrane associated RNA degradation. The record is from RefSeq and is a predicted model, not a curated record. The transcript has 18 exons. Bases 102 to 2159 code for a protein of 685 amino acids. NCBI's taxonomy places the organism in Eukaryota, Metazoa, Chordata, Mammalia, Rodentia, Muridae.